UGGUUAAAGGUAACCCGAUCUGCUCCUGAUGCUGGCUUGAAUCGGCGCUUCACCGAUUGAUUUACUCGGCCUGAGUGGAUUGAUUAGUCGGCCUCCCCACCCCACCCCACUCCCCCCGGGCCCUGGGGGCUUGUGGGCUGUGGGAAGGCUGCUAGAGCUGCGGGUUGCGGGUGUAGGUGAGAGCAGGUGUGGGCUCUCUGACGGCGGUGGCGCAGGAGCGCCGGGGAUGGAGAGCCGGCGAGAGCGCAUCCUUUGCAGCUCUUCUGAAUAGAUGUCUUUCCCGAUUGACCUCUCCGUAGCAAUGUGGACGCUCGGACUAGGAGCCAUCGGGGCUGCUGUGACGGGGAUGAUCCUGGCCAAUACGGAUUUGUUCCUCUCCAAAGCAGAAAUGGCCUCCACGGAGUUCCUAGAAGAAAUAGAUCUGAAGACUCUGGGCCAAGCUCAAGGAGAACAGAGAACCUUCAAAGCCAAGGAUCUGUGGAAGACGAAGGGUGCUGUGAUCAUGGCGGUGAGGAGGCCUGGAUGAUUUUUGUGCAGAGAGGAGGCCGCUGAGCUGUCCUCUCUGAAGCCCCAACUCGACCAGGUAGGGGUCCCUCUUUAUGCUGUGGUGAAAGAGAACAUUGGGACGGAGGUGGCCGACUUCCAGCCGUACUUCAAGGGAGAGAUAUUUCUGGAUGAAAAGAGAAAAUUCUAUGGCCCUCAAAGGAGAACAAUGCUGCUCCUGGCUCUUUUCCGCUGGAACGUCUGGAGGAACUUCUGGCGCGCCUGGAGGAGCGGCUACACCGGCAACAUCGAUGGAGAAGGCGUGAUCCUGGGUGGGGUUUUUGUGAUCGGCCCCGGGAAACAGGGGGUUCUCUUGGAACACCGUGAGAAAGAAUUUGGAGACAAAGUCAGCCUCGAAGCUGUCCUUGACGCCAUCAGGAAGAUCAAAGUGCAACCUUCAGACCGUGGAGAAUAAAGCAUCCUUUCUCUUUUUGUUGCAAAUGCGAAUAUUGCCACACAAAUGUGGCCCCGUAUCUCUGCCAGGUUUCUCAAUUUCUCCCAAAUACCCUCAGCGUAAAGUCCCAACUCCUAGUAGCUCUUUCCGUCUGCUCUUCAGAUACCGCCGACUCCUUCCGUCUUUGUUCUGCUGGGUCCAUGAAAGGCCAGGUCUGAAAUUUGAAGAUCUGACCACGAUCCUUUCCAGUUGAAACAAAACAUUCAGGUGCAUCAGGGUAUCAGGGGGAUGAUGGAAAGCUUAAUAAACCUUGUUUGAAAGUUUAAA
Messenger RNA from Pseudonaja textilis, 1264 nucleotides. NCBI's taxonomy places the organism in Eukaryota, Metazoa, Chordata, Lepidosauria, Squamata, Elapidae. The record is from RefSeq and is a predicted model, not a curated record.